This is a messenger RNA of Xylona heveae TC161, 3112 nucleotides long. RefSeq lists its product as hypothetical. The transcript is spliced from 6 exons. The coding region runs from base 193 to 3048 and encodes 951 amino acids. Lineage: Eukaryota; Fungi; Ascomycota; Xylonomycetes; Xylonales; Xylonaceae. Gene Ontology annotation, cellular component: cell cortex of growing cell tip; actomyosin contractile ring. Gene Ontology annotation, molecular function: MAP kinase scaffold activity. The record is from RefSeq and is a predicted model, not a curated record.
ACUCCACAAAACAAAGGAGUUCUACGGCAAGCUGUUGCUGAGGCCUUUUAUGAUUUUGGAACUGCGGCGAUUAGCAAAGCCUAUACCAUAAUUUAGUUGGAUUGUCGACAAGCUGUGGCUUGACGUACAUUGUUACCUCAAAAACCCGAAAGGCUCUCCUCACCCGCAGUGGUGUAGCCCAAUCAAUACAUCAUGAAUGGACCCUCUCGUACACUCUCACCCGUCUCUGUGGCAGGCAGUGAAUGGUCAGGCAUCUCGAAAUAUCAAUCUGUCAACGGUGCAGAACCUCCAUAUUCACCUUCGUUGCCACAGAGCUACGGUGGCUCUGUGGUUACCCCGCCGCCGCAACUACCUGGCUCCUCAGCCGGCCCGAUACUCGGAAAUAUCCCCCCUACUCCAGGCCAAGCACCCGAGAGUCAUCCAUCUCCUCCGAGCUCCGUUGCGCGCUCGAGUACAGGCACCGGGUUAUCGACGAUGAGCGAGGGCACACGAAGUCGUCGAAAGGCCGCCUUGGAGGAAAUUCUCUCUGAGCAUUAUAUCGUGUUGCGCAAAUAUCUCGAGCAAAAUCGCGACGAGAAAUCAGCCCCAAGACCAAACCGAGCGAGAGACAAGCUCUUGAGACUUUCAGCCGUACAAUUUCAAGAAUUGAGUACGGACGUUUUUGAUGAGCUACUGAGGAGGGAACCCCGUUGGGGCCGCUGGCCAGCAAGUGCCGCAAAUCCUCCUGCGGAUAGACCAGCUACCGCCUUCUUGCAGCCAAAAGACGAAUUCCACCCAAAACGCAACCAGGCUAGACAGAAGCUCUCAACGUUGCCCCCGCCUCGCUUUAGGGAUCUUGCUACGGAUGUCUUUUAUGAACUAGAGCGUCGGUUUCCAAAGUUUGCCGUUGGCGACCUCGACAGCCCCUCUUCGACCAGAGGUCCACCUUCUCGCAUUGGAGGCCCCAACGGAGCCCCAAACGGUGGCCCGAGACCUGAUUCUCGUUCUGGCUCUAAGGGACCGGCAUACAGAGGGCCCGGUGGCCCAGGGAUGCCAGGAAUGGGCCCGGGUGGACAAGUGACCUAUGGCUCAGGGGCCGCACCCAGAUCGGAAUCUAUUGGCCCACCAUCAAGCCCGGGGUUGGCAACUCCAGGAGAGAGCCCGAGUAGUGACUACGGUCGGCCACAGCCAAAGACAUUUCAAAGUAAUACAAUAAUUCCUAAUAAAAGUACACUUAUCGAGGACGAUGAUGAUCAAACGGGCGUUGAGGAUGAUGAUGAAGACGAAGAGGAUGACGACCAUUUUGAGAUUGAAGGUGCAGUAAACGGCAGGCAAAGUAAAAUCUCAACGGAGGCCGAGGUUGAUAAGAAGCUCGUUUCGGACUACAAGCACCAAAUUGGCGAGCUUCAAGAGGAAGUCGACAAUUUGAAGCUUCGCAUGCGGGAAAAAGAAGAGGAAGUAGGUAGACUUCAAAGCUUUUACAGUGAUCGGGACAGCGCUACCGACAUUGAACGCAAGGAAUGGUCUGAUCUUCGCUCAGAUUUGGAGCAUCGGCUCUCGGACGCGCAAAGCUUAAACGAAUCGCUGAAAACCGAAUUGGAAAAGGUUCGCACAGAACAUACAGAUGUCGAAAGCAGUCUACGUGAGCAGCUUGAGAAUGCCAGAAGCUCUGACGCCGAUAAUGUCUGGAAAAGCCGGCAUGAAGACCUGGAAAAGGACCAUACCGUAUUACAAACGACUUUAGCAGAACAAGAACAAGUUACAGAAGAGGUCCGACAGCAAGCUUCACUGUUUCUGGAGGAGAUGAAGGCAAUUUCAGAACGCAGUACUCAGUCACUUGAGCGAGAGGAGAGCCUUGUGCACCAGAUUAAGACGCUAGAGCAAGAGGUCGAGGAAUGGAAAGACCGCUACGCACGAACCAAGACUCAACUUCGAACCCUUCGCGCCUCUUCGAUUGGUUUACCGCUUCAGCCUCAAGAUGUUAGCCAAUAUGCGCGCGACAGUGCCUUCGUCGAGACAGACGGUCUAGUACGAGACGUCCACGUCACGAAGUUUCAGAUCGCCAUUGAUCAAUUGUUGCGAGCUGCAAGAGGAAAUACACCCGCAUCUGUGCUGGAUCAUAUGAAGAUUGUGGUGUUGUCUGUACGACGAAUUACACAGGAUCUAUCGAGCGCUCCAACAGCGAAUGGUGAGGCGGUGCAACAGUGGAGCAAGCUUAAAGCUCGCGUCUCUGCGACAGCGAAUAAUCUGAUCAUUGCAUCCAAAAAUUUCUCAGCCGCCGGUGGCCUUUCACCCGUCUCGCUGCUUGAUGCUGCUGUUUCACAUCUGACCGCUGCUGUCGUUGAUCUGCUUCGAGCAGUGAAGAUCAGACCAAGCGCGGCGAAUGAGCUUGAGGACGACGAAGAAUCUAGCACUCCGAUGGCGGGAUCCGUAGGAUAUCCAUCUGGUGCAAACUCAAGGGUGAGCGGCGGUUCAAGUUACAGCAGUGCAAGCUCGCACCACAGUUCUCAAAGUUUGUCUCGGGUCCAAGGCCGGGAAGCCUGGAGUCCUCGUCGCCAAGCUUCGCGAGGCAAUGGAACAACUACUCCUAAAACACAUAACCCGCCAUUGCGAUUUGGAUCACAACGACACUCCGAGUCAAACGGGACCGAUGACCUAAAGCUUUACCUCGACAAAGAAGUGGACCCUCUUGUCGAAGCCAUCCGACGUCUUGUGGACAGUAUUCAGUCCGAUGACCGGCCGUCAACCAUUAGAAAUCACCUUGAAAACAUCACGUCAAUGAUAGGCAAGAUUGUUUCCGCCACAGAUGAGGCCAUGGACUCGCCUGGAAAUGAAAGUUUGCGUGAAAAUGCGGGACCGAUCAUCAAGAUUUUGUCCAGUCGGCGCUCAGACUUGAUGACCGCCCUGGCCCAGGCCGAGAAUGUGGAACAGGAACAGGAGCCGGCUGUGACAAAGGAAUUCAGAUACAAGCUUCGACCAUUGGCGUUCGAAGUGGCCAAGCAAAUAAAGGAACUUGUUAGCCAAGUAGAGGCCGUGGAUGAGGCCAAUGAGGAUGAUAAUUUCCGAUGAUUCUUAAGAUCUUUACACCGAUCGUGCUAUAAAUAUCCGACAGAAUUAUUGCAGAGUCUUGGAA